CAAUUGUAAUUUCCAACGACAAGACACAGUCGAUAUUAAAAACAACAAACCCCAGUAACAAUGAAAUUGUUCAUCUGCUUAGCUGUCGUCGCCGUGGCUGGUGUCAUUUCUGGCGAAAACAUUGAUAAGGAUGCCGAAAUUCGCAGUCUGACCAAUGAUGCUGCCGAUCCAGAGGGCAACUUCCAAUAUGCCUAUGAGACCUCGAAUGGCAUACAAGUCCAAGCCGUGGGAAAUCCAGCCGGAAUCAGUGGUUCGGUGAAUUAUGUUUCACCCGAAGGCGAACACAUCAAUCUAAGCUACACAGCCGAUGAGGAAGGUUAUCAUCCUGUCGGAGAUCAUUUGCCCACUCCACCACCAGUUCCGGCCUACGUUUUGCGUGCCUUGGAAUACAUUCGUUCCCAUCCUCCACCACAGCUGAAGGAACAACAUUAAUGAGUUCCGUUUAGUAAAUGUUUAGAGUUAUGACCCUGCCAGCGAAAAGCAACAAGGACGAUUUCCACCCCUUAGAUACCAUGACUUUCCCUUACCCAUUUUUUUUAAAAAAUAAGGCUGUUGAUAGAUUUGUAAAGAAAAUAUGGAAUUUCAACAUUUCAAUGUUUUUUUUUAGGUUAAGUUGAGCAAGUUGUUUUAA
Molecule: messenger RNA, 631 nt
Organism: Musca domestica (house fly)
Lineage: Eukaryota; Metazoa; Arthropoda; Insecta; Diptera; Muscidae
Gene: Edg78E
Product: pupal cuticle protein Edg-78E
Exons: 2
Coding region: 61-432 (123 amino acids)
Cellular component (GO): chitin-based extracellular matrix
Molecular function (GO): structural constituent of chitin-based larval cuticle
Source: RefSeq, a predicted model, not a curated record